Molecule: messenger RNA, 3370 nt
Organism: Leopardus geoffroyi (Geoffroy's cat)
Lineage: Eukaryota; Metazoa; Chordata; Mammalia; Carnivora; Felidae
Gene: POC5
Product: POC5 centriolar protein
Exons: 13
Coding region: 204-1931 (575 amino acids)
Cellular component (GO): centrosome
Source: RefSeq, a predicted model, not a curated record
AAUGCACAGGGCCGUCCUUUAUUCUUCUGUGCAGUUUGAAACUGUCAGGCUGCUGCCAAGGUAGCGGCGGUACCACUGUUAUUUUAGCGGCGACGCGGCGAGGAGACGUGGAGGGAGGCGUCCGGGUUUGUGAAGAGCCGCAACGGCCAGUGUGACUGAGACCUGUUGCACCUUCCACUGAAAUUGUUUAGUAUUUGUACAGAAUGUCAUCAGAUGAGGAGAAAUGCUCACUGCCAGUUAUGAAGAAUGACUCUGACCGAGGCAGUUCUGUCUCUUCAGAUCUUCAGGAAGAGUAUGAAGAACUGCUUCGUUAUGCUAUUGUGACUCCAAACAUUGAGUCAAGAGCUUCACAGCCGUGUCAUUCUAAAGGAGAAGUAGUACCAGAUGUUAGGAUUCCUACUGUAGUAGAUGAUAUUCUUCAUAAUCAAGGAAAUAGCCCUGUAGUAAAAGAAACAAGGAUGGAAGUUGGAAAAGGAUGUGAUUUGAAUAUUUCAAGUCAUUCAAAGACAGAUGGGUCAUCACCAGUGUUGUCACCGAGGAAGCCUUCUCACCCAGUCAUGGACUUUUUCAGUUCCAACCUCUUAGGUGACUCUUCCUCACCAGCAUCUGUUUCUAGUCAUGCAGAUGCCCAUGAAAUCGUUGUGAGCGAUUUUCUUAUUUCUGAUGAAAACCUUCAGAAGAUGGAAAAUGUACUUGAUCUUUGGAGUUCAGGACUUAAGACAAACAUCAUAUCUGAACUAAGUAAAUGGAGACUUAAUUUUAUUGACUGGCACCGAAUGGAAAUGAAAAAAGAGAAAGAAAAACACGAAGCACAUUUAAAACAACUGUGCAACCAGAUCAACAGUUUGAAGGAGCUGCAAAAAGCCUAUGAAAUCUCUAUUGGGAGAAAAGAUGAGGUGAUUUCUAGCUUGUCUCAUGCCAUAGGCAAGCAAAAGGAAAGGAUAGAGCUGAUGAGAACAUUCUUCCACUGGCGAAUUGGCCACGUUAAAUCCAGACAGGAUGUCUAUGAAGGCAAACUAGCUGACCAGUUCUUCCAGAGAACGUUACUGAAGAAAGUCUGGAAAGGCUGGCGAUCCAUAGUACAGAAGCAAUGGAAAGAUGUGGUGGAACGAGCUUGUCAAGCAAGAGCAGAAGAAGUUUGCGUCCAGAUUUCCAAUGAUUAUGAAACCAGAGUUGCUGCGUUAUCUGGAGCUUUGGAAAAUGCAAAAGCUGAGAUCCAAAGAAUGCAGCAUGAAAAAGAGCAUUUUGAAGAUUCCAUGAAGAAAGCUUUCAUGAGGGGGGUGUGUGCAUUAAAUCUUGAAGCUAUGACUAUAUUUCAAAACAAAGGCGAUACAGGGACAGACUUCACAAAUAAAAAAGAAGAGUAUGGUCCUGGCGUUCAAGGAAAAGAACAUUCUGCUCAUUUGGAUCCUUUGGCCCCUCCGAUGCCCCCACUGAUUGUGCCGCCACCAUCCCCACCAGCAGCCGCCGUGGGAGCAGCCUGUGCUGCCACAUUUCCCUCUGCUGCUUCCAUCACUUCUGUCGGGGCUGCUUCUGCUUCCUCUGCUCACCUUCCUGUUACCUCAACUCUGGGUGCUGGAUCUGCAGCCACUGCUGGACCAGAAGAAAUGUAUGUGCCCAGAAUUGUCACAUCUGCACAACAGAAAGCUGGAAAAACAAUUACAGCCCGGAUCACAGGGAGAUGUGAUUUUGCCUCAAAAAACCGAAUUAGUAGCAGCUUAGCUAUAAUGGGAGUUUCUCCUCCCAUGAGCUCAGUUGUUGUGGAAAAGCAUCAUCCAGUCACAGUGCAAACCAUUCCUCAAGCUGCUGCUGCAAAAUAUCCCCGGACGAUUCAUCCUGAAAGUAGUACCUCAGCUUCUAGAUCCCUCGGAACCAGGUCAACUCACACCCAGUCUCUCACAAGCAUUCAUUCCAUAAAAGUGGUUGACUAAAAUGAAUAUGCACAUAUUGAGACCUUUUAAUUCAUCUGGUUAUACCAAGGAUUAGAAGUCUCUAGUUUUUAAAAUUUCAUCUUCUUAGAACAUCAUGGAUACAUCCUGUUCAUCUUUUCAGAAUUCCAAGAGGCUUUUUCAAAGCCACACCAUCCUUUGUAACUAUAUGUAGGAUUAUUUUAAUGUUAUUUUUUUAAUUUAAACAAUUAAGUAAAAAUUUUUUAACUUAAAAAUGACUUGAUUUUUUAAUAGGUUCAGCCUGUCACUGAUUACAUCAUAAAAGUAUAUAAAUCUUGUUUUAUUAAUGUUAUUUACCAAAGACUAAAUCAUUUCUAGUGUUACCAAGUAAACUUUGAGAACUUUACUAAAAAAUUGUUAAGGAGCAUAUGGGUGGCUCAGUCGGUUAAGUGUCUGACUUGGGUUAGGUUGUGAUCUUGCAGUUCGUGAGUUCAAGCUCCAUGUUCAUGGGCCUGUGCUGACAGCUCGGAGCCUGGAGCCUGCUUCGGAUUCUGUGUCUCCCUCUCUCUCCCUGCCCUCCCCCACUCACAUUCUGUCUCUCUCUCAAAAGUAAACAUAAAAAUAAUUUUAUUUUUAAAAGUAAUAGAAACUAAGGUAUUUUUAUUUUAAAAUUAAAGAGCUAAAGACCAAGAUUAAUAAUGAUACUUUAUCACAAAGUUUUUUUGUGAUUUUAAUGUAUUAGUCUUCAUUUUCUUAAGACUCUGACAAUUAAAAAUGGGAAAUGAUGAGACCUAUCAAUAAUUUUUAAUGAUAAAAGGAAAGAUUUUUUUUUACUAGUACAGAAACAGAGUCAUCAAAAAGAAAUUUCCUAUUAGAAUGGUCCUAUUUCUGAUGGUCUUUCUUGUUUUUUGAAACUCUGCAGUGUUGAACCUUUUUUCUCUCUGAACAUCCAAACAUCACCCUGUGAGGGUAAUAGCACUGGGCAACUCAGCAAACCUUCUAGGCCUGGGGAAAGACUUUUCACUAGCUGUCAGUGCAAAGAAUCUGGGUGAAAAUGAUCAAGCAAAACAAGACCAGGUUCCAUUGGUGUUAUUGCUGGCUGACUGGGUGAUCUUGGGCUGGAUAUUUAAUUUCAUGAAUCUUAGGAUCCCAUCUGUGAAACAGUGAGAUCUACCUAUCCCACCUCUUUCACAAAGUACUUUGGGUUACACAAAAACAAGUAUAAAUUCUAAAGAAUUGGUCCAGAGCCUCAAUUUUCGUAUCUUUAACAGAAGUGGAUGGACUUAAUUAGAAGCCUCUUUCACUCUGAACAUGAUCUAGCUCUAUGCUCUAAUGUUAUUACAGGAAAUAGUUUUUCUUAUUGCUUCACAUUGUAAUAGGACAUGAGAACAAAUGUGAGAUAGGGCAAUAUCCCAUUUUCUAAAGGGCACACCCAGGCUUUUCUGAACUACAGAAUUAAAGAAUUUGAGUAUUGUGUCUUA